AUGAGUCACUUCCGCUCCGACGAUCUUCGAGGAAACAUCAGCAACAAGGCUGCCCUGGUAACACCGGAAAAAAGGCGCACCAAAGGAAAGGCAACACUGCUGGACGACCCGCCAAGAAAAGGACUCACUUACAUCAGACUGCAGGCGAUCGCCGUGGACAACUGGACGGGAAUGUCAGGAAAAGGUACCCCAGUAGCCAGGAGCAAAAAGGACUACUACCAACUGACCGAUUCAGGAUUUAUUGACGAACUCGCACCUGGAGUCAUUCUACUCAACAAAUUCUCCGGCAACGUACAAAUAAAUGGGACAUCCACAAGUCUCAACGGAACCUUUGUUAUUAACUUCAGCAAUUCCACAAUUAAUAUUGAUGGACAGACCUUCACCAACAAAGACACGGUACACCAUCACCCGAUGCCAGCAAUUCUCCAAACUGAGAUGACCAUUAAAAAGAUAGAAGAAAAGCUAUCAUUAGAAUUGGUAAAAGAACUGAACAUCAACAAUACCAAGACCUUGGAACUAUGGGUUUCCUUCCGCCCAGAAUUCCGAGUGGAACAUCACGGAUUCUGUGAUGCCUCUCAAAAGGCGUACGGUGCUGCGAUCUAUGUGCGCGUCGAGAUGGGGCACACGACGCUAGUGCAUCUUCUCACGGCCAAGACGAGCGUUGCGCCAGUAAAAACUGUGUCGCUUCCCAGACUAGAGCUGUGUGGAGCUCUAUUGCUAUCCGAGAUGGCCGAAUCCAUCCUCCCCCAUAUGCCGAUGCUGUCCUCGAAACUCCAUUGUUGGACCGAUUCCACGAUUGUGCUUGCAUGGCUAGCCAAACCAGCAUGCAGUCGGGGCGUGCCAUUACAUGAACUGGUCGACAAGUCCCUUUGGUGGCAUGGGCCCACUUGGUUGCAAAAGCCACGAGAUCAGUGGCCUGCCCAGAGCACCGACUUACAGGUGACCGAAGUGGAAAGGCGUCCUGUCAAGGCCCACGUUGCGUCCAUUCCGACAGAAGACAUCCUUGAUCGCUUUUCCAAGUUAAAUAGAGCUUUACGGGUCUUUGCGUAUGUCCACCGUUUUGUCCAGCGAUGUAGGAAGCAGUCGCCGAUUCCGGAAGUCCAUCUAGAAGCCCAAGAACUUGUCGCCGCUGAACGGCUCAUGGUCAUUAGCACUCAGCGCAGAUAUUUUGCUAAUGAAUAUCGCUGCUUGAGUCAAAAGCGUCCUGUGUCCGCGACAAGUUCCAUCCUCUCCUUGAACCCCUUUCUAGAUGAGAAAGGGCUUAUAAGGGCGUGCGGCCGAAUAACGGCCUCCGAAAAUUUGCGAUAUGAUGAACGACAUGCGUAA
This is a messenger RNA of Drosophila rhopaloa, 1326 nucleotides long. RefSeq lists its product as uncharacterized. The transcript is spliced from 5 exons. NCBI's taxonomy places the organism in Eukaryota, Metazoa, Arthropoda, Insecta, Diptera, Drosophilidae. The record is from RefSeq and is a predicted model, not a curated record. The coding region runs from base 1 to 1326 and encodes 441 amino acids.